AUGGUUUUUGCAUCCGAGAUGGUGGGAUGGGAAGACGGUCUGGCCUUUCAAGGUUAUACUGAUAGAUUUCGUGCCUACCGCAAAGCAUUCCAACCAUCUUUUGGGUCUGAGUCAGCUGUCGCGCAAUUUAACUCGCUUCAAGAGAAAGAAGUGCACCGCUUCUUGUUACGAGUACUCCGAGAGCCAAAGGACUUUAUCCAGCACAUCCAAACGGAAGCAGGAGCUGUUAUUUUGAACAUCGCCUAUGGCUACACAAUUGAGCCAUUUCAUCGCGAUCACCUAGUGCAAAUUACCAAUCUGGCGCUAGAUCAUUUUGCCAAAGCCGCGACCCCUGGAACUUGGAUGGUUGAUAUUAUCCCAGCGUUGAAACAUCUGCCCUCAUGGCUUCCAGGAGCAGGCUUCAAGCGUAUUGCCCAAGCCUGGAGGGAGCAACUGCUAGGAAUUGCAGAUAGGCCCUAUGCAUUCGUCAAGGCACAGAUGGACAGUGGCAAGUACAAGCCAUCAUACUUGUCUAACAUAUUCAACACGCACGGAGUUCCCGAGCCUGGAUCGGAGGGGGAAAUCGUCGCAAAAUGGACUGCUGCGUCACUCUACACUGGCGGUGCUGAUACGACUGUGUCAUCGAUGGAAUGUUUCUUCCUCGCCAUGGCCUUAUAUCCUGAAGUCCAACGCAAAGCACAAGAUGAAAUUGAGCGAGUUCUGGGACCCGGCCGCCUUCCGAAAAUGGCAGACCGUCCCAGUCUCCCUUACAUCAAUGCUAUAGUCAAAGAGGUACUGCGGUGGCAUCCCGUUGCACCUAUGGCAAUUCCUCAUAUGUCAACUGCGGAUGACAAUUGCGGAAAAUACUUCAUUCCUAAGGGCUCUAUUAUUAUGCCUAAUAUUUGGGCUAUGAUGCAUGACCCGACAACCUACAACGACCCGAUGGCGUUCAAGCCUGAACGAUUCCUUGAAACAGAAGGACACGUUCCGGAAAUGGACCCUCACUCCAUCGCCUUUGGAUUCGGGCGUCGCAUAUGUCCCGGUCGCUUCUUGGCGGACAACACAGUCUAUCUGAGCGUAGCACAGAGCCUGACAGUUUUCGAUAUAAGCAACGCUACGCAAGAAGGAAUCGCCAUAACAAAGAGCCCGAAAUUUGAGCCGGGUGUGAUUAGCCAUCCCACCCCAUUCCAAUGUUCGAUCGCAGUUCGUGGUCCGUCUGAGGAGGCACUCAUCUUGUCUGUUGAGCAAGAGCACCCAUGGGAACCAAGUGAUGCAUCCGACCUCGAGAAAGUUGGGUAUAAAAUCGACACUUCUGUACCGGAUAAGAUCUCAUCUAGAAGAUGA
Molecule: messenger RNA, 1323 nt
Organism: Penicillium subrubescens
Lineage: Eukaryota; Fungi; Ascomycota; Eurotiomycetes; Eurotiales; Aspergillaceae
Product: cytochrome P450
Exons: 6
Coding region: 1-1323 (440 amino acids)
Molecular function (GO): iron ion binding; oxidoreductase activity, acting on paired donors, with incorporation or reduction of molecular oxygen; heme binding
Source: RefSeq, a predicted model, not a curated record